This is a messenger RNA of Glossina fuscipes, 1383 nucleotides long. Its product is annotated as protein suppressor of variegation 3-7-like. The record is from RefSeq and is a predicted model, not a curated record. The transcript has 3 exons. Gene Ontology annotation, molecular function: DNA binding. Lineage: Eukaryota; Metazoa; Arthropoda; Insecta; Diptera; Glossinidae. The coding region runs from base 172 to 1284 and encodes 370 amino acids.
UUAAUGUUGUUUGAUGACUAUGUGGCAACCUUCUGAACAACGUUGAUUUCGAUCAAAUUGAUAGCUAGUGUAAUAAAUCGACACAGUACCUUAGCACUUUUUGUACAAUAUUAAACUACAUAAGCGGCGAAAAAUUUGUCCAUCAAAUUAAUAAUUAAAUUUCGUUAAAAAAUGAAUUACGUUGACGAUCCUUCCGAUCCCGAUUGCCAGCAUUGCAUGCGGGAGCAUACUAUUUCGUGCAAAAUCAUACUAUUUUCGGCACAAUUGCGUUUUUCAUUUUUUAGGAAAGACAGUAAAGUAAAAAGCGAAUCAAAUACGAACGUUAAAGUAGAGCGCGGCACACCUAAUCAAUCUAAACUAAAAUAUUCGCAGAAAUUCUGUGAAAAAUGGGUGAGCGUGUUUUCACCAUGGCUAGCGCGAUGCGAAGAUGAUCGGAACAAACCAUUUUGUCGGGCAUGUCAGUGUCGACUAGAUUGCAAUCGUUGUCAUUUGCAGAGGCAUGAACGCACUAGUAAACAUGCACGUAAUUUGCAAAUAUUGGUCAACAAAGGGGAAGGAGCUGCUCGUCAAAAUCUUAGUAUUCGCCAAGAGCGCAGCAAAUACUAUCAGCAACGCAAGAAAGUUAAUACUUCUGCGGACUCCCCUGAUGAAUCGGAAAUGGGAGUUGGUGACGAUUACAUCGAAGAGGCAGACACAGAGACGAUAACUGAACAUUUUCAAUACGAACAAACUGAUCAAGUUUCGGGUGAAAAUUUUACCGGUGUAGAAAUAAUAUGUAAACAAGAAAGUGUUCCUCUUGCUAAUGUCGAAGAGUAUGUGUUGAUACGCUCUUUACCUAGAAAUAAUUCAGGACGUCCCAGAAAGGGCGUCCAAAAGCCGACGGAAGUCGACUCGAAUACAGCCACGCCAGUUCGCAAAGACGGCAUAAAAUUAUUGAUGCAAAUUCAUAAAAACAAGAACGAGCUGAUGGAAUUCAUGAACAACUCUAUGUCACAACAAUCCUCUCCUAAAGAAAAAAAUCACGUAGAUUUAUUUUUCGAAAGUGUUAGUUCGAGCGUAAAAGCUUUGUCUCCCAAAUUGAUAGCCGAAACGAAGAUGCGUGUAUCUCAAUUGAUUUGCGAAAUGGAGAUAAGGGCCUUAAACGAAAGGGACGCUAAUACCUCUACGCUUGUGGUCACGGCGGAAGGUAGUAGCGGUGCUUAUAUUAUUAAUCAACAGAAAACGGAAUCGCAACUUGCACAUCAGCAAUCGGACGAGGACAAUCAUUAUGAAGCACUAAGUUGAAAAACAAUCGGAUGCAUUUUUUUUUUAAUCUGAUUUCAUAUUUUUGUUCUAUCGUUGCUUUAUACAUCAUUCAUUUACUUGUAAUAUAUAAAGAUUUAU